AACAUGCAAAGUGCACAUUGGCUAGGCUUUCGCCUGGCUCUGGCUCUGGCUCUGGUGGCUUCCAUAGAAGCGAAUGUGGAUAUCAAUAGGGCUACGGCCAGCCAGAUCCGCCAGAACCUGAAUAGAACAGCAUCGCCCUGCACGGAUUUCUGGAGCUUUGCCUGCGGUGGCUUCGCCAACAACAACAACACUUCAGCCUCCAAGUAUGUGGACAACUUUGAAUGGGUCGAGGACCACUUUGCCACAGCCCUGAUGGAGUUCAUGGAGAGCGACUUGGAAGCUAAUGAUACCCAGGCACCGAAACUUAUCCACCAAAUGAGAACGUAUUACAAGGCUUGCACCAGCGACAAGGUGCAGUGGACGCCCGCAGAUCCUCCAGAGACAAUCCAACGUUGGGCAAGAGCCAGUACAGGACCCCUUGGCAUAGCCUUUGAUGAGCGGGCGGAUGUGGCCACCAAUGAUUCCACGCGUCGGGUUGUCCAGUUGACGAUGCCCGAGCCAAGCGCUAGAUAUAGGAUGCUUAGGGCCCUGCAGAUUAUAGAAAAUCCAAACAGUUACUACAAAGACAAGGAUAAUCUGACACAAUUUAUCAAGGACUUACAGGAGCUGCAGGAUAAGCAUCUCGGGGAUGAGCCGACUGUGCACACAUGGACCUACGAAGAAAUGUUCGAACAAAUUCCCCAUCUGGCCUGGGAAGAGAUCCUUAGUGAGCUAUUCGAGGUCAGCAGGAACUCGCCUCUUUUCAAUAACCUCAUCUUCGAGGUGAGCAAUGUCGAGUAUUUUCGGGAAUUGGUUCAGCUUCUGAGGUUCGUUAAAUUUGAGGAUUAUAAGGAGUAUUCAAGGGUACACCACUUGGUUGUCCUGCAAGAAGCGGCGCCUAGGAACCGCAAUCCCAAGUCCUGCAUUCACCACAUGCGUGCCAUUCUGCCGCUGGGCAUGAAUUAUAUUUACGAUCGCUGUGUGUACCAAAACCGGGAGCAGGACACUCGUCGACUGCAGGAGAUCUUCACCAGGUUGAAGGCCACCUUUAAAAAGUACUUGAAGGCCAAUCGUCUAGAGCUCAGUGCCGAGAUGUUGGCCUUCCUUGAAGACAAGUUAGAGGGCAUGCAGCUGAAGGUUGGUAACCUGCCGGAGGAGAAGGCCCCUGAGUUUUAUGACUCGCACUAUGAAAGCGCCGAUUUCAAGGAUUCCACUUUCCUGGACAACCUUAUUGAGGGCCUGGCACUACGCACCCGUCUACAGCACGCAGGACUCCUUCAGCCAAACGCUAGGCUAGAUCUCCGGCGUUACUACGUCAACGAUAAUGUGGUUAAAGCUCGCACUUCUCCAUUUUAUGAGAACGAAAGGAACACGAUAACCGUGCCCAUGGAAUUCCUGCAGUUUCCUCUGUUCGACCACCGCCAGCAUCCCAUCUUCCAGGAGAGCCUUAUGGGAGCGGUGUUGGGUCACGAAAUGAGCCAUGCCUUUGAACAGGAGGCCGUGCUCUUCGAUUCCUCGGGAAAUGAGUCACCCAUUGGCUUUCAGAUCCUCGAAUCAAAGGGUUUUCAGGAGGCCAUUAAGUGCGCUAGGGGCGAACAAGCCGCCGUUUCCCUGAAAGAGCGCCUGGCCGAUCUCAAUGGCCUCCAGUUGGCCUACGACUCCUUCUUUGGUUUGAAUCACGACUCAAGGCAGCUCGAAUAUCGUCCUUAUGCCUUCGAAGCGGAGUUCAGGGCGCCGCAACUGUUCCACCUGGGCUACGCCCAGUUCUUCUGCGGAUCUCUGCCUCCGGUGAUUGCCCACGAUCGAGACAACGAGCGUGUGAACGUGAGCGUUGGCAAUUUGCGUCAAUUUGCAUUCGACUUCCAGUGCCAUCCGCAGGUGCCUUCACCUCCGCCUUCCCUGUGUGAAAUGUGGCGUCCACGUCCAUGAUUGAGUCCAAAUCAGCUGUAUUGCAGUCAUAACUAUAAAAUGUAAUACAGAAUAUAAGCUGAUCAGAAUCUACAAUUACCAGUCUUACAUUAUUCACAGCUAGAAUGAAGGCUUAUUGGAUUUUUUAACAAUUUACUGGGAUAUAUUGUUUACUUUUAAAAUUUUAAUAAUAAAUUGCGUCAAAAUUUAGAACAACUUA
Drosophila serrata is the source of this 2107-nucleotide messenger RNA. It is a transcript of the gene Nepl10, whose product is annotated as Neprilysin-like 10. Gene Ontology annotation, molecular function: metalloendopeptidase activity. Gene Ontology annotation, cellular component: plasma membrane. NCBI's taxonomy places the organism in Eukaryota, Metazoa, Arthropoda, Insecta, Diptera, Drosophilidae. The record is from RefSeq and is a predicted model, not a curated record. Gene Ontology annotation, biological process: protein processing.